This is a messenger RNA of Aspergillus ibericus CBS 121593, 558 nucleotides long. RefSeq names its product F-box protein. Gene Ontology annotation, molecular function: protein binding. The record is from RefSeq and is a predicted model, not a curated record. The transcript is spliced from 3 exons. The coding region runs from base 1 to 531 and encodes 176 amino acids. Lineage: Eukaryota; Fungi; Ascomycota; Eurotiomycetes; Eurotiales; Aspergillaceae.
AUGUCGGUCUACCUUCCCAUCGAGGUGUGGGAUGAUAUCUUUGGUCGCCUCGAGAAAGGAGACCUCUUCAACAUUUCCUUGGUCUGCAGGAUGUUGAACGGGCUCUCCUUGUGGCCCCUUUACCCACCCACACCUCCUGGACUCAAGACUCUCGAGGUACCCGUCCAGGUACUGAUGGGUUUCAAUAAUCUGGAUGAGCAGAACAUGUCCGGGGUUCUCCCGCGCAGUCUACAAAAGCUCACGCUGCAGUGGGACGUGCCGGAAUGUCAGGGGCCCAUUAUUCUCCAUGACUGGAGCCCCAUUCGGAUCUUCAACUGCUUGCAGAGGUUUCUGAACCUCCCGGACCGGAGUGUGCAAGUGCCGGACUUGACACAGAUUGUGAUUCGAUUUCCGGCCCCAUGCCCUACUGGGGAAUUUGACUUGGAUUUGCUCGACUGUGACCAGUUGACGGAGGAUUAUGGGAUUUUGGUGCAAGCGAAGAUGGAUAGGAUGACAGGGGGAUACUGGGCUUUGAAGCAUGAGUGCGAGUGAUCCAUACCUUUAUGGAAACUCGACUCC